AUUCACUGUAUCACCACAUUAGAAAAGCAGUCAACAGCGGAAAGUUCCAUGUCCCCCUCUAUAGUGGCUCAAAGUCUUCAGUAGUAAGUAAAUAGGACCAGCACGCGAGCUUUAGAUUGUAUAUCCGACAAAAUCUCUGUGGACGCUCCAAAAGCGAGAAAGAGGUCACACUGAAUUGAGUCAAAUGAGCAUUUGAUAUGACUCAUAACUGGACCACCUCAUGUAUUUAAGGCUGUGUGAUCAUGGAAAUAACACAACCGUGUCGGGCAGGAUAAAGAUUUCAAAAGGCCUCUGUAAGCUUAAUAACACCUCAACUGACUUACCUGACUGCCAGUGGCUGCCGAAUUUAACACUGUGGUGCUGCCGCAAGCCGAUAUUCAGAGACAGGUAUCUUGUGUAUCGCACUCGUACCGGCUAAUGUAGAAUGCCGGCAGAUGAAUUUAUCUCGAAACCACCGGCGAAUUAACUAUAAUUCAUUCAGACAGCCGCCUUAUUGACCUUGAUGUCAUCCAAGAUUCAUACCGCAAAUGACUACAUGAUACAUCUAAACUAGCGACGUCGACAAAACCGGGAUCGGACCGCCAGCCGUUUUUUGGGAUGUCACGCAACGCUCCCCCCAAAGAAACGGCUGCUCACAUCCGAACAACAGUCCUUUCCAUUGUGUAGCCUAUCACAGCUUCCGUUUCAUUUUCAAGAACGUUUUCGCGCCAAAUUCACCCUUUGAGACUUGUCCAAUCAGAGAUCAGUUUCUAUCGUCCCAUCGCAUGGUGGGAAAAUCACAACUAAACAUGGCGACAAUGGCGGCUCUUGAAGAAGCGUGCCAUCUAGCGUCUUCCAAGUUCAAAAUUGCGGAACUAAAUGCUUACCAGAAGCUUGCAAUUCGGAAAGCUGUCUUCGAGAGGGACGACAUCUUCGUUAAUUUGCCCACAGGUUCUGGGAAAUCUUUAAUUUAUCAGGCUCUCCCGCUCGUGUUUGACCACGUUUCCAACGUGAAUGGUCACAUUGUGGUUGUCGUGUCUCCCUUGGUUAGUCUUAUGGAUGACUAAGUGAAAUAUUUGCAAAGUCUUGGUCUGUCUGCCGUUAACAUUUCUUCCGAUUCAGAAGCUGACCGUUCAAAGAUUGAGAAAGGCGAAUAUUCCAUCGUAUAUGGCUCCCCUGAAGCAUGGCUCAUGAACGAACGCUGGCGAUGCAUGUUGAGCAAUGAUGUCUACUCGAGUAAACUUUGUGCCGUUGCUGUCGAUGAAGCACACGUCAUACGGCAGUGGGGAAUGUCAGAAGACAAUAAAACAAAAGCAUUCGGUGAGUGCUAUGGCCACCUUCACGAGCUACGAUCAUUAGCUCCAAAUGCUAAGAUGAUUGCUUUGACUGCAACAGCUACAAAACUGACUAAAGAAACCAUUUUAAACAUUCUCCUCAUGGAGAAACCAUUUGAGGUUCAGGAAAGCCCGAAUAAGCCAAAUGUUACCUACAUUGUAAAGUGCAUGCAAAAAGAUGCUGACCAUGAGUUGUAUUUUGAGUGGUUGGUUAAAGAGCUCAAAUUAAAACGGGCAUCUUGUGACAGGACAAUUAUUUAUUGUCAGACAAUUAAGCAAUGCAGUGUUAUAUAUGGAAUGGUGAAAGGCAUGCUUGGCAAGGAUAUUUAUCAUGGAAUUGAUAGUGAUUCAACCAAUGUACUAGUUGAAAUGCUUCACUCUUGCACACCUUCUGCAAACAAAGAAAAAAUUCUUCUCUCCUUCCAGUCAGUGACGGGAACUAUCAGAUUGUUGAUCGCAACAAUUGCAUUUGGAAUGGGGGUAGACUGUAAAGGAGUGCACAGAGUAAUUCAUUAUGGACCUGCUAAAAAUGUGGAAGCAUAUAUCCAGGAAACAGGUAGAGCAGGCAGGGAUGGUAUUCAAAGUGCUGUGUACAUUUUGUACCAUGGAGUCCUCCUUGCCCAUGUUGAUGGCCAUAUGAAACAAUUUGUGAAAACUACACAUUGCAGAAGAAAGGAGUUGCUGAAGCACUUUCAUUCAACAACGUGGCAGCAUGAAGUUCCACAUCUUUGCUGUGAUAACUGUACGGCAGAAUGCAAUUGUGGUAUGCCAGAUUGUGGCAGUUUUUCAUCAUUUCCUGUGUCUCAAGGGGAAGAAGCAGACCCUGCUUCAGUGAAGAAAAGGAAAGUGCGCGAAGAGCAAAGAAAAGCUGUGGAAGGUCGCCUAAUUCAAUAUUACAAGUCCAUUGUAAUCAAACUGUUAAACACGACAGCUCAUGGUGAUGUGAAGACACUCACAAAUUUGCAUUUUAUGCUAGGAUUUUCUAAACAUCAAAUCACACAAGUGUUGGAUAACUUAGACAUAAUUUUCAGUUUGUCUGAUGUUUACAAAUUUGUGGAAAUAUGGGACAUGAGGCAUGCGCUGGAGAUACUUUCAGUUAUCAGUGAUGUUUGUAAUGAUGUGAGUACUGAUAUUCAGUCAUUUGAUCUUACUCGAUUAGAGGACAAUGAAUAUGAUUUUGAUGAGGAGCUUCUUGAUGAAUGGAACGAAAUCCUCCAAGACAGUGACUUAAUUGACAUGAUUGUUGACAAUUCGUCUAUUUCCCAACUAGAAAACUCUUUACUAGAAAUCGAACCUGAUUGCAAUAAUUUUGAAGAAACUGAAGUACCUUCAGCUGUUUUAGCAACUGUCGAGGCCAUGAAUAUGGAUGAUCUAUAGACUGACCUUGGUACAUGUAUU
Molecule: messenger RNA, 2711 nt
Organism: Orbicella faveolata
Lineage: Eukaryota; Metazoa; Cnidaria; Anthozoa; Scleractinia; Merulinidae
Product: ATP-dependent DNA helicase Q1-like
Source: RefSeq, a predicted model, not a curated record